CGGGCGCCGCUCGGCUCAGUCAGACCCCGCGUUGCGUAUCGUGCGUACACAGGACGGUACGGUAGUGUUGUGACAGCGAGUGUGUGUGCGAUGCUCGGACGGUGAUCGAAGCAUGGUGAACUACGUCAACCCGCUCGCCAUGUACCAGGGCAAGGGCGGUCAGUACGGCGCCGGUGGGUGGUACGGCUGGCAGCACCAGAACUUUGAGGAGCAGCAGUGGUGCGCUUGGAACAGUGCGCCGGCGGGCGGCGAGUGGCCGUCGGACCCUCAUCACUUCAAGCGGGAGCCAGGGGAGAGAGAUGUGGGGGAAAUGCCGUCUCCCGCCCGCGGGGACCUGGCCAGUCCGGGGGAAGGAUCGCCCGGCUCGAGACCCUCGCAGCCGCCGGCCCCGCCGCGCUCUCCUUAUGAAUGGAUGAAGAAACCCAGCUACCAGUCUCAGCCUAACCCAGUAGGGAAAACCCGCACGAAAGACAAAUACAGAGUGGUCUACAGCGACCACCAGCGACUAGAGCUGGAGAAGGAGUUCCACUACAGCAGAUACAUCACCAUCCGGCGAAAAGCAGAGCUGGCUGUCAGCUUGGGACUAUCAGAACGACAGGUCAAAAUAUGGUUCCAAAACCGACGCGCAAAGGAGCGGAAACAAGUGAAGAAACGCGAGGAAGUCGUCAUGAAAGACAAGGGAGACCACGCGUCGCUUCAGCACGCGCAACUGCACCACGCGACCAUGUUACAUCACCAACAGAUGAUGAACGGCAUGAUGCAUCAUCAUCACUAUCACCAAGGUGUUCUACAGGGUGUGCCCGAGCCGCUAGUGCCCGGUGUGCCCCCAGUACCUCUUCUGUGACCACAGUCAGACUUCUGUGCCCAUAGUGACACAUAUGGAUAGUGAUAGUGACCCCAACCCAGUGAUUUAACGCGGACAUUUGCCUCGGGGCAAAGUAUAUUAUCAUGCUUUUGCAUUGAAUUUUCUACACUUGAAUAACGAACUUGUGAUAAUUAGUGCAAUAUCCUUACACGAGACUUUUUCGUGCGGAUAAUUCUGGUAUGUAAAUUGUAUGGUACCUUUACAACGUAUGUAUCUAUAGUAGUAGUAACAUCUGUAAAUCUCCCCAGAGGAGAUAACGCCUUGGGGUCUCGGCUUUUUUCAUUAAUGACUGUCGUAUAAUUGUGGAUUUUGAUAUUUCGCCUGUGAGCGAGCUUUAUUAACUUAAUCACAGUGUGAUUUUAACAUUUAUCCGCAUAAAUUUGUCAAGAAUCUCGCAACAUGCCGAGUUUUCUAUAUCUAGUGUGGAUUGUAGAUCAAUUGGUUCCGAGUAUUAACGGCAUUUAUCACUUUUACAAUUCGCGAAAUGAAUUCUUACGGUAUGUAAUUUUAAUCUUUAUCUUACCGAAAGACAAAUGCAAGACUUGACGAUAUACCACCUUUGUAUUGGAUCUUAAUGGAAAAAGUCUUUACACCCUAGACUCGAAAACGCCCUUUAUUGCCUUUUUAGUGCUAAUACUUAACUUGGUAGGUGCCUAGUGGUCUCGCAGUGGUCUCUUAGGCUUUGGCCUGCUGGCUACUAAAUAGAAUAAGACUAUUUUUAAUUUAAAAGGAUUUUUGUCACUGUAUAUAUAGAUUACUAUAUUUUUAUAUUAUUAUAGUACAUAAGUAUUAUUAAAAUUUGAUUGUUUUUAACGCGUUUGUUUACUUAUAUUUCUCGAUGUUGCCCUUGUCUUGAUGUUGAUGAGAUUUUUUACUCCGUGAUCGUAAUAUAUUCUUUCAAUGUAAAAAAGGACCUGAAAUAUCUGUCCAUUACAAUAUAUUACGAUUUACCUGUUACUAGUUAUUUGCUUAAUAUGGGUCUAUAGCAAUGAUCGGCAAAUAGACGUAGUAAAAUGUAGGCUGCAUAAAAUUAUAUAAUGAUUUGUAUAAGAAUCUCAUUUAACUUAAUAAAAUCAUAAACCGUGUCCAUAUAGCUUUAUGGCGCAUUUAUAGCUUCGGUAGCGUUGAGAAAUAAGUAAGUAAAUAUUUUAUACUAUAAAUGAGAUUAUUACUAGUUUUAACGGUUCUGUAAAUAAAAUUGUAGUGUAAAGAAUGCUUAAAAUAGUCAUAAUUUUAUCUCAGUUACGAUGACUUUAACAUUGAAAAUUAUUCACUAAGUCCCUACAAAAUAAUAAUGUUAUGAAGUCUUACACGUUUUUUAAAUUUUCUGACUGCGGUUUUGUUUAAUAAAAUAAAUGAAUAUCGAUUUAUUUUUGACUUUUUCUAUGAUUCUUUGUAUUGAUGUAACGAUUUAUUAUUUAUUGAUGGAUAUUAGGUAUUCAUGAAAGAAUUAUUGUUUGUCGUUUUGUUUUGUGAUGCAUUCGUACGAUUGUAUUAUGGUGCUAAUUGUAGGUUCUAUUUUUUGCCGUUUUUUGCUGACUAUCGUUCUGAAAUUGUAUCUAGAAAACAUGUAAUAAUAUUACAAUAGUCAAAGGCUAAUGUAACUUUUUGCUUAUUGAAAAAGUGUGUUUUAAUUAAUUAUGGCAGUAAGGUUGGAAAAUGGGAUACAUGGAAAUUGGAAACUGUCUUAGAAAAUUUGAGUUUCUAUAAUUGUUAAAGUAAAUAUUAGUAUACAGUAAGUAUAAUGUCAGCCACUGACGAUCAAGUAAGCUGACAUGCUUGCAGCGUUAACGUUGCCUUAUUGUGUGUUGGUCGCAAUCGGCAUGAUGUCAUUCACGUCGCUACCAACACACGAUCAGUUCAAAUCGGACGACAAGCCGUUAGCGCUGCAAGCAUGUGGGCUUACAGAUGAUGAGUUUGUAUACAGUUAUCGCUGAUGGAACAAUCAGUUGAUUUAAGUAGAGUAGAAAACCUUUCUUUUCGUAAUCCGAGACAGUUUUGAGUGUAUUUCCAUAGUUCCCAAUUUUCACUUCAUGUUCAAAUUAAAUAAAAUACACUGUGUUAUACCUACCUACCUGAUAUAGGUACCUAUGUUAUGUUAAUAAUAUUAAAUAAUGUUUGUAAACACAGAGUUAGGUAUUAGUAGAUUUGUACGCAGCACCUUCACGAAACACAUUUGAUGAACUAAAUAAAUCCAUGUUAAUCUGAUA
This is a messenger RNA of Bicyclus anynana (squinting bush brown), 3075 nucleotides long. It is a transcript of the gene cad, whose product is annotated as homeobox protein CDX-1. Gene Ontology annotation, cellular component: nucleus. The coding region runs from base 113 to 844 and encodes 243 amino acids. The transcript is spliced from 3 exons. Gene Ontology annotation, molecular function: DNA-binding transcription factor activity, RNA polymerase II-specific; RNA polymerase II transcription regulatory region sequence-specific DNA binding. Gene Ontology annotation, biological process: anterior/posterior axis specification; regulation of transcription by RNA polymerase II; cell differentiation. Lineage: Eukaryota; Metazoa; Arthropoda; Insecta; Lepidoptera; Nymphalidae. The record is from RefSeq and is a predicted model, not a curated record.